This is a messenger RNA of Tripterygium wilfordii, 1667 nucleotides long. Its product is annotated as transcription repressor OFP5. The coding region runs from base 354 to 1598 and encodes 414 amino acids. Gene Ontology annotation, biological process: negative regulation of DNA-templated transcription. The transcript has a single exon. The record is from RefSeq and is a predicted model, not a curated record. NCBI's taxonomy places the organism in Eukaryota, Viridiplantae, Streptophyta, Magnoliopsida, Celastrales, Celastraceae.
UGCACUGUAGCUGUUUGAUGCUAUGACACUGUGAAAGCAGCAUUUUGUAAUAUAUAGAAUUAGAUACCUUUGCUAAUGAGUUCUUGGUCCCCUACACUUAGCAUAAGAUGUAUGUACUACUAGAAACCAUAAAGUAGAGAAAGGCAGGCAAAGUAGUCACAGGAUUUAGGGCGGGCCUUUCUUUUGAAAAAAAAAUAGCAGAAAAAACCAGUAAGAAACUCACGUCCCUAUUUAACAGCCUAACUGUCCCAUAACUGCUAGAAACUUCUCCAUUAUCAUCUUGUCAUUAUUUCCACUUCCUCUGCAACUCCACCAAGCUUCAACAAAAAUUUAUUUAUCAGAAUUGGCAAGAGAUGAAGUGGAGAAAGAAGAAACUCUCACCUUCAUUAUCCUCCUCUCGGCUUCCUUCGUUAUCCGGCGUCUUUCCCUUCUCUUGGCUAUCUAAAUUCAAGCAAAUGAGCAUCAGUUCAGAGCCUAAACUUCCGAAAGGUAAGAGUAAAGGGAAGAAGAAUUCUGCGCCUUUGAGUUCGCCUAAAUAUGCAUCUAGUGGAGGAAAUACAGGGAGAUUCUAUAGUAGAGAUGGUGAUGCAUUUUGGAGAUUGUCCUUUGGAGAAGAAGGUAUGGAUGGGAAGAAAGGUACAGGUGUUGUGAAAUCUGUUUGGUGUGAAUCGGAUGAUGAGCUUGAAUUUCCGAAAUCGACGAGGCUGAUGGCAGGAGAAGAGAAUCGCAAGUUCACAGAUGUAAGGAGCAUGAGAGAGCUGCCAAGAGAUUUGAAGAUUUUGCCGCGGACAGAUGCAUAUGCAAAAGAAGUUGUAAAAAUCAGAACACCAAGGCUGAGAAAUGACAAAGAUUGGAAAUUGAGAAAGAUUCAUCGAGGAAUUAUAGAAGAGAAAUUGUUGGAAGCUGAAAGGGUAUCGCACGAAACAGUAGGGAAGUCUAAAGCAGCACAGAGUGAUCUACUGGAAAGGUCACCAGCGAGCGGUAUUGGGACGAUAGAGAGGGAGGACUCCGAGUUAUUAGCUGCUGUCAAUUCCAGGAAACAUGACUAUGGCUCUUUCAUGAAUUCAAGAACUGAAGAAGAAAUUCCAGAGUGGAAAAAAUUGAAAGAAAUGAAGAUUGAAGAGCUGAAGUCAAAGAGUGGAAGGCAGAGGAAAUCUCUGUACAUAAGCAGGGAAUUUCAGAGAAAAAGAGCAAAGCAGAGUAGCAAGGUGAGGGUCAAUUCUCCAAGAACAGCUACCAAGGUUGAAAUGUGCAAAAUAAAAGCAAUUGAAAACAUGAAGAAAGCCAAACUGAAGAUGAAGAAGGAGAGAGGAAGAGCUGCAGAGGAAUACACAAGCUUAGACAGCUUUGCUGUGGUGAAAUGUUCAUAUGAUCCCCAGAAAGAUUUCAGAGAAUCUAUGAUGGAGAUGAUCAUAGACAAGCAAAUCAGCCAGGCAGAAGAUCUUGAACAACUCUUGGCUUGCUAUCUGACACUGAACUCCGACGAAUACCAUGACCUCAUAAUCAAGGUAUUCCGGCAGGUGUGGUUCGACCUGAAGCAGGCCCGUUCCGAGUCUUCCGACCAUGAAUUACUCAGUGAACAGUGUAAUUAUGAUUAGUUACGGCUUCUAAUCACUUUGUAAAUAAUUACACUUUCACUUUAAUAGUAUGAUUCUAAAGUUAGUUUA